Molecule: messenger RNA, 2190 nt
Organism: Lycium barbarum (goji berry)
Lineage: Eukaryota; Viridiplantae; Streptophyta; Magnoliopsida; Solanales; Solanaceae
Exons: 8
Coding region: 1-2190 (729 amino acids)
Molecular function (GO): RNA-DNA hybrid ribonuclease activity; nucleic acid binding
Source: RefSeq, a predicted model, not a curated record
AUGAUAGAUAAAGCCAUUUUCUGGAAUAUAAGAUCCAUCAAUACUCAACAAUCUUGUGAGAGGUUGAUUGAUUUAAAGAGGAGACAUCAUUAUUAUUUCAUUGGUUUAAUGGAACCAUUUCAAAAUCCUAUGGAGAUAGAAGACUAUAGAAGGAAGAUAGGAUAUCCUAAUUGCAUGGUAAACUGUUUAGGAAAGAUUUGGAUUUUUUGGAUAGAUGAAUGGCAAGGAAUAAUCAUUUCAGACCCAAGUCAAGAAAUCACUAUACAGCUCACUCAUACUUCUGUUGCUCAGACUUUGUUGAUUACUGUGAUUGUAGGUGGUGAUUUUAAUGUAGUAAUAUCUAAGGAAGAGAAACAAUGUGGAUUGCCUGAACAAGGUGGACUGCCUGUAUCAACUAAUGAAAUAUUAGACUUUACAAGUUGUAUUCAAACUUGUAGUCUAAUAGAUAUGGGAUAUUCCGGAAGUAAAUUCACAUGGUGGAAUGGAAAGACAAAUAAAGAUUGUAUAUUCAAGAGGUUGGAUAGAAUAUUAGUAAAUCAAGAACUCCUGGAUGUCAUGCCAUCCACUUCUGUAUCACAUCUGAUUAGGCAUGGAUCAGAUCAUGCUCCAUUACAUCUGGAGUGUAAUAGCAAUGUCAUACCAAUCAGGGAACCUUUUAAGUUUCUCAACUUCUGGACUAAACAUCAAUCAUUCAUGGAGGUGGUGAAGUUGCAUUGGAAAGCUGAUUUUAGUAGAAAUCCAUUUCAUGCUGAACUCACUAGAUACCUGUAUUUGGAAGAAGAAUAUUGGAAACAAAAAGCAAGAAUGAAGUGGUUUAAUGAAGGAGAUAGAAACACAAAGUUCUUCCAUUCAUAUAUAAGAGGAAGAAGAAGUAAAUUGGCCCUUAAGAGGAAUCAGGACCAGAAUGGAGUAUGGGUAGAAACAUCAGCUGAAUUGGGAGAUGAGGCAGUCAGAUUUUUUGAAGCACAGCUCAGAAAUGAACAAACAAAAGUUGACUAUACCCUAUUGAAGAAUAUUCCAAAGUUGAUCACAGGAGAGCAACAAAAGAAGAUGGAGGAAUUAACAACAGAAGAGGAGGUCAAGGAAGCUAACACUACUAAGGAGGAUGUGAUCAUGAUGGUAAAAGCUUUUUCCUGUGGAUAUGAGAUCCCAAAGUUCAUCACUCACACUAAUUUAGUACUAUUACCUAAAAAUGAGGUGAUUAAUACUUAUAGUGAUAUGAGGAUAAUCAGUCUUAGUUCUUUUGCCAAUAAGGUGUUGUCUAAAGUUCUUCAUAACAGAAUAUCUGAAUUUCUUCCUAGGAUAAUAUCUUCCAAUCAAACUGGCUUUGUGCAAGGAAGGAGUAUUGUUGAGAUUGUCUUACUGGCACAAGAAAUCAUCAGAGAUAUCAAUAUGAGAGCACGCAAUACUAAUGUGGUGAUCAAGCUUGACAUGGCAAAGUCAAGUAGAGGAGUGAAACAAGGAGAUCCACUGUCACCUACACUGUUUAUUAUAGCUGCUGAAGUGUUAUCUAGAAGUUUGAACAAAUUGCAUGAGAAACCAAACUUUACAAAAUAUUCUAUAAAGAAAAUGAUGAAACCAUUGAGAAAAUAUGAUAAAGCAUCUGGACAAAUGGUGAACAAUGAGAAAAGCAGUUAUUAUACUCAUCAUAAGGUGUCUGCAGGAACCAAUAAUAGAAUCAAAAGGUAUACAGAACUGGCUAAGCACAUUAGAGACACAAUAAGAAUUCCUAAAGAGGGAAAAGAUGAUGAUCCAUGUUGGAUGUUAGAUCCUAGUGGUCAGUUUACAAUUAAAUCUGUAAGGGAUUUCGUUAGGAAAAGGGAGAACAAGCAACUUAGCACAUAUAGACCAAGAAUCUAUUAUGCUAAGGUGUUGUGGAGAAUGCCACCAUCAGGAAGGCUAAAAUGCAAUACAGAUGGAGCAAGUAGAGGUAAUCCUGGCAAAAGUUCAUAUGGUUUUUGUAUAAGAGAUAACAAAGGAGACCUAGUGUAUGCUCAAGCUAAGGACAUUGGAAUCAGCACAAACACAGAAUCAGAAGCUGAGGCAAUCAAACAAGCUUUCAAAUACUGCAAGGAAAAUAAUCUACUGCACAUACAAGUAGAAACAGACUCUCUAGUGCUUCUCAAAAUCCUACAAGAUGCAUGGAUCAUACCAUGGGAUUUAAAGGACACUGUGCAGGACAUUAAAUAA